AUGGCAUGUAAGAAAUCAUCUCCAUUAGCUGAGGAGCAAUCUUCCACCGAAAUAGAUGAUCUUCAUAUUUCACUGCAAGUGGAGCAGGAAUGCAUCCAGAAGAAAACCUUCACUAGUUGGAUAAAUUCACAGUUAGCAAAGCAUACUCCUCCUUCCGUUAUCUCAGAUCUAUAUACAGACGUCAAAGAAGGUCGUGUGCUCUUGGACCUGCUGGAAGUACUUUCAGGUCAACAAUUGUCACGGGAAAAAGGAUGCAACACCUUCCAGUGCAGAAGCAAUAUAGAAAAUGCCUUGAAAUUUUUAAAGAACAAAUCAAUCAAGCUCAUAAAUAUUCAUGUUGCUGACGUUAUUGAAGGAAAACCUUCCAUUGUGCUUGGCCUAAUUUGGACAAUUAUAUUACAUUUUCAUAUUGAAGAACUUGCGUGGACCCUUGGUAGUAGUUAUAAUCAGCCAUCUCUUGACUGUUCGAGCGUCGUCGACUCAUCUGUAAGCCCACAGGCAAGAAAAAGAGGUAAAGUUAAGAAACGGUGGAAGAUGUCUGCAAAAAAGGCCCUCCUGUUGUGGGCGAAGGAGCAAUGUUCAAUGCAUGGAUCUAUCAAAGUGGCAGAUUUCAAAUCAAGCUGGAGGAAUGGACUGGCUUUUUUAGCUAUCAUCCAUGCCUUAAGACCAGAUUUAGUUGACAUGGACAGAGCAAAGGGUAGAGCCAACAAAGAAAAUUUGAAGGAGGCUUUUAAAAUUGCAGAACAUGAAUUAAAUAUUCCAAGACUUCUUGAACCUGAAGAUGUCGAUGUUAUCAGUCCAGAUGAAAAAUCUAUCAUGACUUAUGUGGCUCAGUUUCUGCAGUAUUCCAGAAGUUUACCUGUGGCUGAAGAAGACAUGCAGGGAAAAGUAAAAGAGGCCUUGAGCUGGCUGACCACACAAGAGAAGAAGUUAACAAAGUUGUUGGUUGAUACAGAAAAUGAAACAUGCUUUAGAAAAUUUCAAGAAAUGCUGUCAUUUAUGGAAUUGUUUAAUGAAGAGAAAAGACCCUUUCUGCCAGUGUUGUCUUCAAAAAGAAGUGUGCCUGAGCUAAAUGAAGAUCUGAAAUGGAUGAGAGCAGCAUGGGAUAACCUAACCUCCCAGAUUAAUGAAUGGAAAACAAAGCUGGACCAUGCACUACCCCCACCUCUAGACAGCAUCGAGGUCUGGCUCCAAGAGGUAGAACAUCUGCUGGCAGAAGGUUUACCUGAUUCGCAGGAUCACUGUAAAGCAAUGGCCCUCUUCAAAGAAAAAAUUAUCUUAUUUAAGGGCUUGAUGGAUUAUUUUGACUGUCACUUGGUCAGCCUUCAAUCCUUUGAGAAUAAAGAUGAGAAGGAUAUGCCACUGGUACCAACUGAGAAGCUAGAUGACAUGAAAAGAAGAUUCAGCAAUAUCCAGUCUUCAAACUUCAGCAUACUUCUAGAAUACCACUACUGCCUGUGCUCAGCUAUCUCAGAUGAAGUGACAUUAAAGUUAAAUAUCAGGGAUAUCAAAUAUGGGACUAAGGAAUCUGUGGAGUUAUUGCUGAGAGAUUGGCAUGAUUUUAUUGAAGAAAGAGGAGUCACAGCUCAACUAGAAACUGCUUUUCAAAUAUGUGAAGACAUGAAAAACAAAAACAUAAGCACGAAUGUCUUAGUUGGUGAUCCUCCAGACACUAGUAAACUAUUUAAGAUGGUAGACUCUAAGAUUUCUAUGUGCAGAGAAUAUAUUUACAAUGUAAACACUGUCCUACAAAAAGUUCUAUGUUCUUGGGCUACUUAUAUGGAGAACAUUCAUUUACUGAAGACAUGGUUGGAUGAAACACGAAAAGGACAUCUUAAAAAGGUCCCCACUGAGAUUCUGGCAGACUGGAACUCAGUGCAUGGUUCCUUAAAUGAAGCUGGAAACUUCUUAAUUGAAGUCAGCAAUGAGCAAGUGGGAUCAGAUAUUUCUAAAGAAUUGAAAAAACUGAACACAAGAUGGGCUAAAUUUAUAAAGAGAACACAGUUUGAGAUGAGAUUACUGAGAAUGCAAGAAGAGCAAAAGAAGUCAGUUGUUGACAGUAAUGGAAAUUCUCAGUCUCCUGCCGAGGCAGUGCCAAAUGCACUCAGUGUUACAGCAGAUAUAUCAACGGAGGCUAGUAAGAAACACAUUCAGAAUGCAGAGCUUAGAGAAAAGAAUGCAGAUGUAACUGAACAGGCCACUGAGCUUCUGCCCAGAGUGGAGAAAAUGGAAGAGCUUCUCAAAGGAGUAGAAAACUGGGCCACAGAAACAGAAUGCCUUCUUGAGACGAUCAAACAUGAAGGAUGCGUGGAAAGCUCAACAGAACAAUCUUUACAGAUCCUAAUUGCCAGAAGGACCUUGUGCCAAGAACAAGUUGCUGCAGCAGAAGAAAUCUUGCAAGUUUUGACACGUAAUAUUUCAAGCCAGGUGUCCCUCCCGGAUUUUGAGACAGCUGGGCUACCAACACGAAUUAAAGAAGUCAGAGAGAGACUCCAGGCUGCCAUGAAUAACCUAGACCUUGUCUCACCCAAAUCUGAAGAGACUCUGUCAGAAAAGGAGGUCAUGAUCAAUUUUGAAAAAUCCCAGAAGGAGCUUGAAACAUCUAUUUUAAAAGCUAUGCAACUCAUUAGCCAAAAAGUGAGCCCUGAUGAGCACAUUUCAAAAAAUGAGGAAGCUUUUAGCAUUUUGGACACAGGAAUUCUUGAAAAUUUUUUGAAUGCAGCUGACCAAUUGAAAAAUAUUUCACCAGCUCAUGAAAAGUUAGCAGUGGAGGAAAGAUGCAAAGAUGUUCGUGAAAGAUGGGAGGCAGUUCAUCGUGAAAUCAUAUCAUGUAUUCAGUUCAUAAUGGAAAUUGAAAUAGGGAAAUUUAAUGCAACUUUUUCAAAACUCAGUAAGCAAAUAAAUAAAGAGAAGAAACUCCUUAGCAUGGGUAAAACCAAGGGACUUAUAAAAGAACACGAGGCUUUUUUUUCUCCUGAAGGCAGCCUGGGGGAACUAAACAGCUGCCUACAAGUUCUUAAAGCAAUGUGUGAAAGACUGACUGCAGAAGAAACUCACCUGGAAACAAAGACACUAAUUGCAGAGUGUGAACAAAAGCAAGAAGAACUUCAAAAAUGUGCGGCAGAUGCUUACGUAACUCUGCUGUCCCAUGUUGGCGGUGGCCAGGCAUCUAAACAAGGGGGCUCUAUACUUGCUCCUGAGAAUGGAGAAAAGAAAACAUCUUCCCAAUCAGUUGAUAUACUUUCAACUCAGGAGGCAUCAGGACCAGUUUCAGAUGUAAUUUUGGAAUCAGACGUGAAACAACAGAAUGGUGAAAGCUGUACGAAAAAGUUUGAGAAAGACAGUGAUUUGCCCAUAGAGACUUUAUUAGAGAGCUUUGAUACCCAGAGGAGUAAUCUCGAACUUCAUUUACAAAGAAUCAGAGAUGAAGUAGAGUCUCCUUUUACUGAUGAAAUAAAAGACACGUCAUGCCUUCAUAAUAAGCUGCUAGAUCUACAGGUCAUAGAGAGUAAAGCUAAUUCUUGUUGGACACAGUUUGAAAUUAUUGCAUCUAAGUUAGAAAAUCUUAUGGAUGACACGGGGAAGCCUGUUAUUUCUGAAACACAAAACAGACUCAACAGAGAGUGGAGUGAACUUCAGAUUAUUCUAAAUGCCAGAAUGAAGUCUUUAAAGAUUGCUUUGGAAGUUGUUUCGCCAAUAGAAAAUGAAUUCAUUCUUCUAUGUGACUCAGACGAGCAACUCCACAGAAAGGACAUUCAGCAAUUUACUCUGACAAAUAUUGAUCUCAUUUAUGGAGAACUGAAGAACGUCCAGAGCUGUAUAGUAAAUGAGAUUGAAUUAUGCAAACAACUGGAAAACCUAGACAGCUCAAGAGGAGAUGAAUUUAACCUAAUAGAUUUGCAAGCAGCACGCGAGAUUAUGCUUAAAUAUAAGAGGCAGUUUGAAGACAUGAAUCAUAAAAUGCAGGUCAGCGAAACGGUCCUCAAAGAACUGGAAGCUUUUUUGGCCUCAUUGAGAAGAGUUAAACUUUCUAUUGAGCAUGCAACGGACUCUUCAAUUUCUGACAAACCUGUGGUGCAAGGAAACACAUCAAAAGAAGCCGUGCAGGAAGAAGUUUCUCUGAUGAAAGAAAAGGCUAAAUGUUUGGAUGAGCGCUUGCAGAUGGUUGAUAUCUGCUUGGAAGAUGCUGAAUGUGGGGGAAAGACUUGCUGUGAAAAACUCAUUGCGGCUUUAUCUGAAAAGGCAAACAAGGCUUUUGCCCAUCUAAGUAAGCAGGAGCUCAUCCAAGAAAAUGAGUUACAGGAGAUUUUUUCCACAAGAAAUAAUGAACUCUUAAAAAAUAUUCAAGAUCUACACGAUAAGAUUAAUAAAAUAGGCUUGAAGGACCCAACAAUUCCUGCUGUUCAACAAAGGAUAAAAUCAUUAACUGAAUUGGAACAGGAAUUGGGUUGCUAUGCUAUUGAAAUGAAAUCCAUACGAGAAAUUGCUAACAAGUUUCUACAGAUUGAAGAGACAAAAGGAGAAGAAGCAGAUGAACAGUGCACAGUUACAGAAAGGUUGUGGGAGGAUACAAAACUGUCACUUGCUGAAUGCCAGGAGCAGUGUGUGAGGGUGUUGGAGCUCCUGAAGCAGUAUCAAAGCUGCAAAAAUAGUCUGACAAGCAUGAUCCAGAAACAAGAGAGUGUACUUUCACAGCAGACUUCUUACAUGGGGAAAGACAAUCUGCAGAGGAUGAUAGCAAAGAUUGAAGCGGUUAAAGAAGAAUUUAAUGAUCGCUCUGAAGAUGUAGACAAAAUAAAUCAGAUCUGCAAAAACCUCCACUUCCAGAUCAAUAAAAUGAGAAGCUUCGAGGAGCCUCCCUUUCAGAAUGAGGCUGACAUUAUUGUGGACAGAUGGCUGGAUAUCAAUGAAAAAACUGAAAACUAUUGUGAUAAUUUGGGAAGAGCUCUGGCUUUGUGGGACAAACUUCUUAAUUUAUUCAGCAAGACUGACACAUGGGCAAAUACACAACUUAGGAGCAUAGAAGAACAUCAGCUGACUGAAGAGGAGGUGACACAAUUGAAGACUUCUUUACAGGUCCAAGAGCAAAGCUUAGAGGAAUUUGACCGAAAAGUGGCUGAGAUAGAGCAUCUUCUUCAUAACAGUGAGCCUCCAUUGGAGUUACAGGUCAUCAAGUCAUCUGUUGAGAACAAAAUGGAGCUAAUAAGAAAGCACUUACCGAAUAAGAUGAGACCCAGUGAACUCAAUGGCAAUUCAGCAGAGCUAAAAGGGGACCUUGACCUUGCCAAGACACAGAUUGGGAUGACAGAAUCACUUUUAAAAGCUUUAUUUCCCUCUGACACUUUAGAGAUCUUUACGAAAUUAGAGGAGCUACAUCAGAAAAUUCUCCAACAAAAACACCAUGUGAAAUUACUCCAAAAAAAGACAGGUUGUCUGACUCCAGAAGUGGCUGAAUUAAAGAAGCAGCUUCAGUGUAUCACUGAUUUAUUUAAUACAAAGAAACACAUUUUCCAGGAUCAUUUUAUCAGUCUUUUGAACUAUCAGUGUAAGGAUUUUAAUGACUGGUUCAGCAGCGCUCAGCUGUCUUUAAAGGAUUGUUUUGACCCGUCAGAAACUAAACAGACAUUGGAAGAAAAAUUGCAGACGCUCAUGAGUUUCCUAACUUUUGAAGGCAAAGAGAGUGACAUCCAAGAGGUAAAAUCUCUCUUGACUAAGGUGAAGAGUUAUUUGCCCGAAGCAAGUGUUAACCAGCUUAGUAGCUGGGUGAGAGAUCAAGAAGCAGAAUUACAAAGCGUAACCUCCAAAUGUCAGAAACAAGAAAAGAAACUUCGUGCUUCUCUGCAGCAACUCAUUAGACUUCAAGAAGACCGCAGUGGCUUGAAGGAAUGGCUCACCAUUCAGGAAGAAAAAUUGCCAGAGACCAAAAAUGAGAAGAUAAAAUUAGAAAACUUUUACCAAAUGCUAAUAAAGCAGAGAGACUCAUUUGACUCCCUGUCUCAGCUGUCAAAUUCUUUGAGGGAGUCUGGGUUUACAAGAGAUGAAACAGUGUCCGAAUCCAGUCAUCUCAUUAGUCGGUAUCAGGAACUACAGACACACAUAAGUGAAGCACUAGGAAUUAGUCAGACACGGUCCAUGGAAAGGCAGAAUUUUGAAGUGCUUGCACAGAACAUGUCUUCUUGGAUAAAAAGACUUAAAGACUCAGUUAUUGGCUUGAGUUCACGGGAAGGCAAGUUGCCACUGAAAGAAAGGAUACAUCAAAUAAAGGAAAUAGUUUUUCUCAAAGAUAAGGGAGAUGCUAAAAUGCAAAACAUCAUAGCCUUGGGCAAAAUCUUAACAAGUAUUGAAGGAGUGAAGGACCCCGCCAUUCAGCAGACUAUUUCUGAUCUCCAGAAUCAAUGGGAGUGCACUGUUCAUUUAGCCACUGAAUAUCUAAGCCACCAAGAACAGAUUCAACUUCAAAGCAAACGAUACACGCAAAGCAAAGAAGAUUUGAGAUUAGUGCUGACUGAACUGAAGAAGCAGCAGCAGGAAUUAGGUUUUGAUGUUCAGCCUGGUUUGCAGGAGAAACAAACUCAGUUAACAAGUUAUAUAAAACUCCUGCAGAAAGCAGAAGGUUUAAUGUUCCUAUUAAAUGAAUUAAAAAGCCAAGGAGAUUACCUACGGGAUUGCAUUGAGGAUUCCUGCUUCAUGGAAGAAUCACGGAUAGAACUAAAAUAUCUGCAUGAAAGUCUGCUCAGCCAGUUGCAGAACUCCGCGCAGGCACUAGAAGGUCAUGGUCAAGAACACCAAGUGUUCCAGGAUACAUUGGCAGCCUUGAGUAGCUCGCUGAAGAGACUAUCAGCGGAGCUUUGUCAUUGUACUGAUAUCUCAGUGGAAAAGCCAGCAGCUGAGAAACAGCAGCAGUUGAAAUUGCAGGGACAGGCACCUCUUAGUCAAUGUGAAGACACAUUAAAGAAGAUUUUGGCUUUAGCAGAAUCUGUUGAACAAAACGCCUCUUCGCCAGGACAGAAGAUUACUAAGGAUGAAAUGGAAACACUUCAGUGUAAACACAGGAAUUUGAAGGACAGACUUAAAAAUGUCAAACAAGAGGGUGAGAAUAUUCUCAGUGACACCCCUGAGUCAAAGCAUGCAUUUGCUGUUGAAAUAAAGACGCAGGAUAAGGCAGAUACAAUGAUAAAGAGAGAGAAGCAGGUCUUUUCUGAUAUUCCCUUUGCUGUUGAAGAGAAAAGCAUAACAGAAGAGCUGGAAGAAUGCUGGAAACUAAAUAACGGUUCAAAUGUGGAAAUGGUUUUCCAGAAACAGCUUCUUCCUGAAGCCCAAGCAAAUGCUGAAUAUAUUGGGGAGGAACAAAAGGUCGCUGAGCUGAAAAAUCAAACUGCAGAAUUGGAUGUUGUGUUAGUAAAUGAGCAACUAAAAGAGAUAGAGAAUUUAUACACUGAACUGGAAAAACAGAGAGCCACAGCUUUGUCUCUGAGGCAAGAGUUGUCACCCAACACAACAGAAAUGAGCACAUCAAACCUGCAAAGCACAGAAUGUAUUGUUUCUUGCUGGGACAGGUUGCUUCAAGAAUUGGAAGCCAUUAAGAAGGUUAAGCAACACCAUUAUCAUCUAGUUAAUGAUUAUCAGGAAAAUCUGUCUGCUGUUCAGUCUUCAAUGAAAAGUUUAUCAACAGAAAAAGAAAACAUAAAAAUGGGCCCUAUGAGCAACACAGUUCUGGAGAAAAUUAAAAAAUGUAUGGAUUCAGUACAGAAGGAGAGAGACACUUUAAACAAGCUGAAAACUGAGCAAGAUAAUUUAUCUAGGUAUCUGACAUGCAUAGAUAAGGAAUUAACAGAAAGCCAAGUGAAACAACUUGAGCGAUGGUGGGAACACAUAGAGCAAUCAGUGCAAAAGAAACGUUAUCAACUUGUGUCAGAAAUUGACGAAUUUAACCUUCUCAUGAACAAAGCACAGGACAUUCAAAAGUUGAUAGAGCACCAGCAGCACUUACAAGCUGGGUUGAGUUCCCCAGAUGGACAAAAAACCAAUUGUCCAGUAUUUUGGACCUCAGAGCUACAAGCCAUUAAACACAGUGUUUCUUUGUUAAAAAGAAGCACUGAGCUGCAGAUGAAAAGGAUUUGGAGUGAGGAAGAAAAGAAAACUUUGGAAAAUUCAAUAAAUGAUUUGCAGAAUCAGUUGGAAGUAUUGGAGCACCAAACUCCUCAGGAGGAUGUUCAGAUCCUUAGCUGUGAUCCCAAGAAAUACGAAAUCAUGAGAAGGAUGAAAGAGAAUAUAUCAUGGGUCAAAGAUUCAUUGUUUUCUCUUGAUCAGAAGGCAGCACUUUUCCCAGAUGAUAUUAAAAUACAGAUCAGAAAUUGCAAGGCUGUGAACAGUGCAGCUAUAGACAAAGAGUCUACUAUUGUGUCACUGGCUGAUGAGACCCAAUGUAUCAUUCCUGAUUUGAAUCCAGAGGAAGUUACUGACCUGAGCGCCCUGUUACAAGAAUUACAGAAUUCAUGCCAGGUGCUUGUUUUAAAAUCAGCUCAAAGAUUACAACAGCUAGAAUUCCAACUGGAAAAAAGGCAGAGGCUUAUUGCAGACAUAGAAAGAGUUCACAGCCAGCUUCAAAGUGCUGAGACACUGACCAUUCCUGACAUAAAUCAAACAAUCACGUGCUCUGAGCUAGGCAAUUUACAUGUCAUUUUAAAGGAGCUUUCAAAGGAAAUACAGAAGAUGGAAGGUCUCAUCUCAUCACAUCUCCAAGAGAGUGAGCACUCACAUGGGGAGCUAAACAUAUUCGAACAAUUAUUUCUAACUGACCAAUUAAGAUACCUUAAGAAUAGAGCUAGGAAAAUACAGAAGUUAAUCCAGAAUAAAUGCCAUACAGUGGAAAAAAAGAUAGCUGUCUACACAGAUCUCUCUGAAAGAAUAACUUCAUUGCAUCAGGAGCUUAAUGAUCUAUGGUGUGAUGUAUUGAAACUGGAGAGACAGGAAAUAUUAAGUGUAAAAGAAGAAGUUAAGGAUAAACUCAAUGUGCUUAAAGAGAGAACCUUAGCUGUUCAAUCUAGUUUGAUACAAAUAACGAAGUACAAGGAAAUAUUUGACUUUAUAAGGCUAAAUUGGGACACUUCACACCAUGAUGAAUUGCAAACUCUAUUUCUUGAAAUUAAAAAUAAACUUGAAGGGAAGAUUAAAUGCUUUGACAACUUUAUUAUAGAAUAUGACAGGCAUCAAGCAUUGUUAAAUGAAAUCCAGGCCAUGACAUCCAGUGUAAAGAAUGAAGCUGACAUACUAACAAAUAGCCCUGGCUCUUCCACAGAAACCAAUUUUAUAUCAGCACAAAUUUUGUGCCACAGAGUUCAACAAAUCAGGUACUUAAUCCAGGAGGCAGUAAAUCAAUUAAAUAUAAAUGAAGUCUUUGAUGUAUCACUCAAAGAGGCUAAAACACAGCAAAUAAAGAGACUGGAGGAAGAUAUUGAUGAGUUGCAUCAAUUUUUCCAAAACACGAUAGUGGAUCUUCAGGCAGAGUAUGUAAAUAAACAAGAUUUCCAGAGCAAAUUGGAAUACACAUUACAUACCAUAAAGAAGAUUAAAUCUGAGUUUCAGCAGCCUCUUCUGGUAGACUUGGAAAUGAAAAAAAUUCAGUAUGAAAAGAUGCAUUGUGAAGCAAUGCAAGACACAGUGCAAGCAGAAUUUUGUGCCCUGAAGGAUCUAGUGGGUAAAGAGAAAGAAAAGCAAGAAGAAAAAUCUUAUUUUAUUGCUGGUAUAGAAGCAAAAUUAGAUGAACUGGAAGAUCUUGAAAUACAGCUGAAGACAGAUAUUGCUUCCCGUGUAAAUGCCAUAGAUGAAGCUCAUGAGAAUGUUAAACUUUAUACCAAAGCUGUCCAAAGGGCUGUGGAUCUCCUCACUGAAUAUGAAGCCAGAAUUCUCUCAGCAAAAGUUGAUCUUGGUAGCCUAGAAGAGUCCUGCCAAAUUCUACAUUGGAAACAAGAAGAAUUUGAGUCUGCAAAGGCAGACAUAGAGGAUCUGACCUCCAAACUGGAAAACAUAAUUAAACCAAGUGCCAAAGCACAACUGAAAAAUACUUUAAGUGAGCUAGUCACUAAGAAUUCAAUACUAAGGGAGAAGGCGCAAAGAAAGAGAACUGAUAUGCAGAGGUGCUUUGAAAAAUACAAAAGCUACACAAAAAUCAAAGAGAAGGUAUGUGCUAAUCUUAAUGAACUGGAAAAGAUUCUUGGACAAUCUUUGUCCCAAAUUCCAAGGUCUUAUAAGGAAGCUCUGGAGCACUUGGAACAAAGCAAGGUUUUGGUCUCUAACCUUCUUUCGGCUGAAGAGGAUCUAAUGACGUUGAGACGGGACUCGAGAGACCUGAGCAUGGUGUGCAAAGGAAGUGACUGCACGCUGGUCAGGAUUGUGUCAGCACUGUGGGGAAAGUGGCUUGGUUUGCUCGAGGCUGCAAAAGAAUGGGAGAUUAACUGCAAGGAGCUAAAACAGGAAUGGAAAUUUGUCAAUGAAGAAGUGGAACGGCAAGCAAUAAUUCUAGAUAAUCUUCAGGAAGAACUACCGGAAAGUCCUAAAGAGAAAGAGAAGGCCUCCACAGAUGCACUUUUAGAAUUGCUAGAAUAUGUGGACUGUUAUGAGGAAAACAUGGAAAAAGAGCAACUGUUAUUGCUUUUACUACUUCAUCGUAUAAGAAGCAUCCUGAAUGUGCCUGAAAGCACUGAGAGAAAAGCAGACGUUCCCAUUCGAUAUGAGAUACAUGCAAUGCAAGAUCGAUGUAAAAAGCUAUCUCAAAAGGCUCAAAAACAUAAAAAAUCUGUGCAGUCUGAGAUUCAGGAAAGAGACAAGAUUAAUGAAGAAAUAAAUGCUGUGAGGAGUUCAUUACAAAAGGCCUCAUUUUUGUUGCGUGAUGGAGAGUCACAAGGGUCUACUGAAAAGGCAGCAGGGUUGGAGGAGAUUCAGAGUAUAAUUAACAGAGAGAAUCAAACUAUUAAGGAUAUUAUGGAGAAACUACGAAUCAAGUAUUCAGAAAUGUAUACAAUAGUUCCUGCAGAUAUUGAAACACAGUUGGAAGACUGCAAGAAAACAUUACAAGACCUAGAAGAGAAGGUUAACACCAAAAUCUUGCAGAGCUCUCCUCAUUAUGCAAUGAAUAAAAAAGUAGAGAAUAUUAACAAUGGCCUGCAAGCUGUUGAAAAGAUGUUACAACACAAGAGUGAAAACAUUGCAAAAGCCAAGGAAAUUCAAAAGACAAUCUGGGAUGUGCUAGAUCUUUGGCAUUACAAACUGAAUGAACUGGACUCAGAAGUGCAGGAUAUAGCAGAAAAGGAUCCAUGUCACGCACAGGAAUGGAUGGACAGCUUAAUGAUUCCUUUGCAGCAGUACCAGCAGGUCUCACAACAUGCUGAGCGCAGAACCACACUCUUAAACAAGGCCACUAGUAAGAUGGAGGAAUAUGAGGAACUCUUGAAGAGCAUGCAGUUAUGGAUAGAAACCACCAAUCGUUUGUUAACUGUGGAGGCUGAAAAUGACUCUGCAAAAGCCCUGAGUAAACAUGCCAAAGCCCUUCAAAUGGCAUUGGAAGAUUCAGAACAAAAGCAAAAUCUUCUACAUACCAUCUAUUCACAAUUGGAUGAGUUAUCAAUAAUCUUUGAAACAGAAAAUAUAGUGCAACAGAUAAAUGAAGUAAAUGGUCAAGUAACAUCUUUACAGCAAAAGAUAGUGGAAAUUCUUCCACAGAUCCAGCACAUGGCUGAUGAGGUGGAUGCCAUUGAAUCUGAAGUGAAAGUGAUAGGGAAGGAUGUUGCCAAAAUUAAGACGAUCUUGUCAACAGAAGAUAUAUUAGAUUUUUCUCCUAAGGAGCAUCUUAGACAUGGACAGGUUAUACUUGGCCACAUCAGUCCCUUGCAGAAGACCCUUGCUGCGAUAAAGGGCUACGAAGAAGGUCUUAGGUUACCAGGAAUGAGAAUGCAACCUCUCUCAGUCUUCAAAAGAACAGGCCAACUUGUGAAAGAACUGAAAGUGUUAGAAAAAAUUACCAAGGAACAAAAUGAGCUACUGGAGUCAAUCGUAAAAGAGACAGAUGAAUGCGAACAAGAAAUUGAAAAGUUGAAGCAGUUCUUAAAGAACCAGCUGGGUGAACUGUCAUAUGAAAAAACAUUGUUUCCUCAGACUGCUUCCUUCCCAGAGGGGGAAAUGGAAGACAUAAAAGAACAGAUCAUCAAACUGUGCCAGAAAAAAGAAGACAUCCUUAGGGGUAUGAAGAGUUCAAUGCUGGAACUUCACCAGCACUUACAGCAAGAACAACCUGAAUCAGAAGAUGAACUUUCUGUGCCUCUGUCACCCGAGGAAACUGGCUUGGUUGGGAAAGAUGCCUUAGAACGGCAGUUGAAAAAGAAAGGAUCAAUGUCUCUCCUACCAUCUUUAGUUGAAGAAACAGAAGACAGUUCAUUCCACAGUGAAGAAAAUGCAAUAGCACCGACAGCUGAAAGUUUUUGGCCUUCAGGAAAGGGAGAUGAGAGAGACAAAGAAGACAGCGGAGCUUCCUGGUCCUCAGGCACCCUAUCAGAUGGCAUUUCCCUGGAUGCUGAUGUGUUAAUAGAAUCAUGUGAUAAACAUGGCAAGGAAACAUCUUUUCAAGUUCCACAGAAAGCUGGAAGUGAUGAAGACUCUGCUACAGACCUUAGUAAUUGGGCAGUGGGUGACCCGCCUUCUUCUGACACAAACACUGGCCAGUGCUUUCAGAACAAACCAGGAGAUUCAAAGGAAACAGUGGAUAGCAAUAGGCCCGAGCCUGAGAAGAUCCUCCAUGUCUGCCAGGUACAGGUUGCUGAGCUGGAGCUGUGGCUAGACAAAGCUAAAGUGUCCCUGGAAUCAGAAACCCAGACCCCAGAAAUGCAGCAGAUGGUGGAACAGCAGCUUGCUGAUUGCCAGGUUAUGUUAUCAGAGAUUGAACAAAAGGUCGCUUCUUUAUUGGAGGAUUGCAGAGAUAGGCAGCAAGGAGAUCGUGCAGGCCCUCAGAAAGAAGCAGAGGCUCUUUCCUUGAAGCUCAAGGAUGUGAAGUGCAAUUUGGAAAAAGUCCAGGUGAUGCUUCAGGACAAAUACAGUGAAGAACAGCUCAACAACAGUGAAAGGAUCCCUUCAGAACGUCUUCAGCUUGGCGGCUCCAAAGUAUCCAACCUCGUUACCACUGAUGCGCCACCGUUCAGCAGGCGUAACGGUUUGCAGGAGCCUCAGGACCUGCCGUUAAAACCGACUGAGCAAAAUAAUCUUGUUGACUUCAUCAAAUUUUAUGUAGAAAAAAUGCAGCCAUGCUUUGAUGACAGCACUACUCAGAAAUUAGAUUCAAGCAGUGACUUAUCUAUCCCAAGGAGUGAGUUUGCUGGUCCAUUUUUAAAGGACCAAACUGGUGAUAAGUGGCAAUAUUUACAACAAGAGCUGGCUUCUACGAUGAAGUCUCCUCUGUGUCAGCUUGCUGACCCUCAGAUUACAACAAAACUGAAUAUUCUGCCGAGAGGUGCUGUAUGUAGUAUUAGAACCCCAACUGUCCAGGAACUGAAAACCUACACCAGGCAGCUUGGAGAUCUAAGCCAAGAAGCAAAUGUGCAGACACAGGAAAAUGGGGCCGGGGAAGCUUCCUUAAAUUUGGACAAAAAGCUCUUUGAGCUGCUUUUGGCAAUCAGUCGGUGUUUGCACAACAUGGAAGAGAUGUUAAACACCUGCGUGCUCUCCAAUGAAGAGGCUGCUGUGCAGCAGGGAGUGUAUGAGACUCUGUCUCUAGAGCUGCAAAAACUUCACACAGAUAUCAGAGAUAAAAAGGAUGAUCUUUUAAAGUCUAUUACCUGUGCCGAUGGGAGCGCUGAUGUAUUCUUCGAGUGCUUUAACAACUUGCAAGCCCGGCUGGAACUAACUCAAACUGCUGCUGCUUCUAGAAGCAAAUCAAUGAAAGCUGGGCUGGAUCACAAUAGUAAUUAUCAGAAUGAAAUCAGGCUGUUGUAUGAUCAGUUAAUUGAGAAAAAAUCUACUCUGCAACAAACCUUGAAUGCAAUACGUGGGCAUAAUGUUGCUGAACAGCUUCAGAAAACUGAUACAUAUGCAUUGGAGCUACACAACUUUGAGACCCAAAUAGCAAAACUGAGAGAUCGUGGGGAGAGAUUUCAGUUACCUGUUGCUCUGAUCCAUGAAGUUUAUAAAUUAGAGGAUGUUCUGGAUGACACUUGGGGGGUUCUGAGAGCCAAGUACGCGGAACUAAACUCUCCUUUCAUCAGCGAGAGCCAAUACGAAGGCUUGAUUCGUGGGUUGGCAGAAUUGGUAGACAUUGGACGAGAGAAGCUUGCUCAGGACCCAAAGCAGCUAGCCAAAAGUAGAGCUAUUUUACAGUCUCACCUGCAAAAUCACAAGGGCUUUUUUCACAAGCUCAUCGCGCAUGUGCUUGUCGUGCAAUCGUAUUCCAAGAAGGUGGCUCCUGCUACAUUACAAAAGAAAGAGAAAUUCUGGACUGAGCUGGUGGAAGAUGUCAGAUCGCUGGAACAAAAGGCUUCCCAAUAUGGCAUACGCAUAGAGAGUUUAUUAAAGGAAUGGACAGAAUUUGAUGAGGACUAUGUACCUUUCAACAAAGAAUUAGAGGCGCUUGCUUCUGCAGUGCCUUCUGUGAAUUUGGUAGAAGAGACAGAAGAAAGAUUAAUGGAGAGGAUUACACUUCUCCAGCAAACCAAAAGAAACAUUGAUGAAAAACAUGCCAGACUGUACCAGAUGGUGAAGGAAGGGAAGAAAUUGAUGACUGUUGUGAGCUGUCCUGAAUUAGUAAACCAAAUUGGGAAACUAGAAGAACUGUGGUUGUCCUUAACCAAAAAAGUUGGCCAUGAGCUGCACAGACUUCAAACAUUACUCAAACUCUUGGUCAGCUACAACAGAGACUCAGACAAGUUAAUCAAAUGGUUGGAGUCUGCUCAGCAGAGAAUGAAUUUUUGGAAGGAGCAGUCUCUCAAUGUGUCACAGGACCUACAUACUGUCAGAAACAAUAUAGACAGCUUGUUUGCAUUUUCUAAGGAAGUAGAUGAAAAAUCAUCCUUGAAGUCAUCUGUCAUAAGCACUGGCAACCAGCUUCUUCAUGUGAAACAAAUGGAUGCUGCAGUGCUUAGAUCAUCUUUGGCACAGUUUGAGCAAAAAUGGGCAGAAUUGAUCACUCAGUUCCCAACCAUCCAAGAAAAACUUCACCAGCUUCAGAUGGAAAAGCUUCCGUCUCGUGAGGCCAUCACAGAAAUAAUGGCAUGGCUGAGCCAUGUGGAACAACAAAAAGAAGAUGAUGAGGCCACUGUAAAUUUGCAAAGUAACGCAUCCCCAGUCAAAAACCUUCUUCGGAAAUAUAAGGAAUACAUGAUGGAGAUGAACUUUAAACAGUGGACGGUUGAUUUUGUUAACCAGUCGCUGUUGCAGAUCAGCACUUGCGAUGUAGAAAGCAAGCGCUAUGAAAGGACAGAAUUUGCAGAGCAUCUUGGUGAGAUGAACUUGCAGUGGCACCAGCUGCAAGGGUCUCUGAACAGAAAGAUACAAGAUUUGGAACAUAUUUUGGAAAUCGUCACUGAAAAUGAAAACAAAGCACAAACUCUGAGCAGCUGGCUGGAAGCACAAGGCGAGAGGCUGAAAUCUUUGGAAAAGCCAGCGAGUCUAAUCUCAGUACAAAACACACUGGAAGACUGUAAGGAACUAGAAAAUCAGUUUGCAAUUAAAUCCAAAGCUCUUGAUCAGCUGAAGCAGAAUUAUAUGGCUUUGGAAGAUGGUGCAAAACAAACCUCAGAAGAUAUGGCUGUCAGAAUGGAUAAGCUGCAUGAAAUGAGGAACAGUGUCAUCAGUCAGGUAGCACAGUUAAAAACCUCAAUGCAGUCAGUAUUACAGCAAUGGAUAAUUUAUGAUGAAGCCUAUGAAGAAGUUAACCUGAUGAUAAUAAGCUCUCUGUAUUGCCUAGAACAAUGCAAACCUUCUGUAAUAUCGCUGGAAGCUUUGAAAGGCCAGGUGAAGACUCUACAGUCUCUUCAAGACAAAACAGAGAAGAGUGAAGAAAGCUGGGCCAAGCUCCAGGCUUCUGCUGCUAACCUCAAGAAAUACUGUUGUUCCUCAUUUGCAGAGAUUAUUGAACAUAAAUGCAAGGAGGCACAUACAAGAUGGACUCUGGCAAAUGAAGAAGUCACUGAUGAGCUACAGAGAGCACAAGCUUUGUUACUGCUUUGGGAGUCGUAUGAUGGGUUAUACACUGAGGCAGCAUUGAGGUUAGAACAACAUGAAUAUCAGUGUCAUCAGCUCUUGGGAGCUCACUUACCUGAAGACAACAUGGUGGAAGUCCUGAAGCAGAAGAUACAGAAUGUGAAGAUAUUGCAACAAGGCCUUCAAACCAUAAAGGGAAGCUUUCUCCAGGUUUCUGAGUUGACAGACCAGAUAGCACAACAGGUUAAUGCAGCUACACAAGCAGUUCUCUCAGAGAAGUUGCAUCCUCUCAAAAGGAUAGCUUAUUUGGAAAAGACGUUGCAGAUGAAAUCGGAUGAAUUUGAGUUCAACCUUUUACAACUGAUGGAUUUCAAUAAUUGUCUGGGCACAGUGGAAGCUCGAAUUAAGACACCUAUAGAAGUUUUGGAUAAGCUGUAUCUACAGGGAAAAGAAGACGACUCAGAAUUACUCAUGAGCCACAUGUUGGAGCUCACUGCAAUGUCUCCUGACAUCGAGAAUCUGAAUGAAGUGAGCUUUAGGCUACCACUCAGUGAUUUCACUGUGAAGAAACUACAGAGCCUGAAUCGACAGUGGGCUCAGAAGACAGCAACAGCCCUGGAGCAUUGCAGUGAAUUUGAGGGAAUUCAAUCGGAUGAAAAGAAAUUUCUUCAGAAAUGUGAAAACUGGGUACAAUUUCUAGAAAAGAUGAAAGAGGGUUUAAAAGUGAAUAUUGGUGGCAGAUUUGAAAAGCUUCAGGAACAACAGAGAAUAUAUGAGAUGCUGCAAGCGGAGAUUUCUGUAAAUCAGCAGAUUUUUAAUUCUAUCAUAUCAAAAGCAUUACUUUUGCUGGAAACAGGAGAAGCAGAAAAAAGAACUGAGUUUAUUUCCAAACUCACAUUGCUGAAGGAGCAGUGGCAGAGUGUUAUCCGGAUGGUUCAGCAGAGGAAGAAAGAUAUUGAUGGACUUGUGAAGCAGUGGCAGCACUUCAGGGUUUCUCAACAGAAUCUCACGAAUUUUCUUACUUGUACAAAUAACUUCAUAGCUGCUGUGAAGAGUCAGGAUGGCUACAGCCUUUACCAUCUUAGGAAUCUAAUUCAUGAUUUCAAGAACAAGGAAAUACUUCUUCAGAGAUGGCAAACCACAUACUCCCUCACUGUCGAUAUUGGGAAGAAGUUAUGUAAAGACUCAGACCCGGAGACCAACGCUGUAAUACAAGAGGAACUCAGCCAGUUACAGGAGAAUUGGAAUGAGGCCCAACUUCAAGUGGAGAAGAUCAUGAAACAGCUCCUCGGCACUGUGCAGACCUGGGACAGCUGUGUAAAGCUAAUCAAGGAAUUGGAAAGCAGGCUGCAAGAGCUUAAGGCAAAAAUAAAAGAUCCACUUCCAGAGGAACACGAAGAUCUCUACAAAACCAAGGAACAUGUUAAGGAACUGGAGAAGUCACUUGCAGACUGGAAUCAAAACGUGAAAGAACUUGAUAAUAUGAAGGCAGACUUGGCUCAUUAUAUCCUUGCAGAAGAUGUGGUGCUGCUGAAGGAGCAAGUAGAGCAUUUGCACAGAAAAUGGGAAGAACUCUGCUUACGAGUGUCUCUGCGUAAGCAGGAGAUAGAGGACAGACUCAAUGCGUGGAUUGUGUUCGAUGAAAAGAAUAAGGAGCUAUGUACAUGGCUGGUAGAGAUGGAAAGCAAAGUGUUACAGACUGCGGAUGUUAGCAUUGAAGAUGCGAUAGACAAAUUACAAAAGGACUGUAUGGAAGAAAUAAACCUGUUUGGUGAAAAUAAACUUCAUUUGAAGCAAAUGGGUGAUCAGCUGAUCAAGACUAGCAACAAGAGUAGAGUCGCAGAAAUAGACGACAAACUCAAUAAAAUUAACAAUCGGUGGCAGCAUCUCUUUGAUGUCUUUGGAGGACGGCUGAAGAAACUGGAAGGGACCUUUGCUGUCAUACAGACAUUAGACAAAAAUAUGAGUACCCUUCGCACCUGGUUGGCUCGCAUUGAGGCCGAGCUUUCCAAGCCUGUUGUGUAUGACAUCUGUGAUGAUCAAGAGAUCCAGAAAAGACUUGCUGAGCAGCAGGAUCUGCAACGAGACAUUGAGCAGCACAGUGAAGGGGUAGAAUCUGUGUUUAAUAUCUGUGAAAAGUUGCUGAGCGAUUCAGAUGCAUGUGCUAAUGAGACAGAAUGUGACUCCAUCCAGCAGACUACCAGGAGUCUGGACAGACGGUGGAGAAACAUUUGUUCCAUGUCUAUGGAGAGGCGAAUGAAAAUUGAGGAAACCUGGCGCCUGUGGCAGAAGUUUUUGGAUGACUAUUCUCGCUUUGAAGACUGGUUGAAAUCAGCCGAAAGGACAGCAGCUUAUCCCAACUCUUCCGAAGUUUUAUACACAAAUGCCAAAGAGGAGCUGAAGAAGUUUGAGGCAUUUCAACGACAAAUUCAUGAGCGACUCACUCAGCUGGAGCUAAUCAAUAAACAAUAUAGGCGGCUUGCCCGGGAGAAUCGUACAGAUUCAGCCAGCAAGCUGAAACAGAUGGUACAUGAAGGCAACCAGCGCUGGGACAAUCUCCAGAAACGGGUUGCUGCCAUUCUAAGAAGACUGAAGUACUUCACCAACCAGAGAGAUGAGUUUGAGGGAACAAGGGAAAGCAUUCUUGUGUGGCUCACAGAAAUGGACCUUCAGCUGACAAAUGUGGAACACUUCUCAGAGAGUAACUUUGAUGACAAAAUGCGGCAAUUAAACGGUUUCCAACAGGAAAUAACCCUAAACACCAAUAAGAUCGAUCAGCUAAUAGUUUUUGGAGAGCAGCUGAUUCAGAAGAGUGAGCCUUUGGAUGCUACCCUGAUUGAAGAUGAGUUGGAGGAACUGCAUAGAUACUGUCAGGAAGUGUUUGGACGAGUCUCUCGAUUCCACCAAAGAUUAACUUCCAGGCAUCCUGGGAUAGAAGAUGACAAAGAUACAUCUGAAAAUGAGACAGAUGCAGAAGACUCAAGAGAAAUGCAAAAUGAUCCGUGGCAUAAGAAGGCAAUAAAUGAGGUGCCUUCUUCUCAGCAGUCCCUUUGCCAUCUUGUGUCCCCUGCACCAGCUCAUGAAAGGUCAGGCUGUGAGACCCCUGUCAGUGUUGACUCCAUCCCACUUGAAUGGGAUCACACAGGUGAUGUAGGGGGCUCUUCCUCUCAUGAGGAUGAAGAAGAAGGAACAUACUACAGUGCUCUCUCAGAUGUAGAAAUCACUGAAAAUCCUGAGGCAUAUCUUAAAAUGACCACAAAAACUUUGAAAGCAUCUUCUGGAAAAUCCAUUUCAGAAGCUCUUACAUGGCAUUCCCCGGAUAGCCCAGCCUGCAGAAAACAUCAAUACCACCAGGCAGAGAUGGUGAGAAAUGUGCGGUCUGGCAGCCCAGAGACAAGUUCCCCAUAUAAACCAGGCUAUGUUAAACCGCUAGUGUCUGCAAGCAGUGGGAGCACGGACAGUGUGAAAGAAGUAUCUGCUAUAUUGAAUGAUGAGCCCCAAAAUGAACAGGGGCUUGUGACCAUUGCAGCUGCAGAGAAGCAAUCAGGUACAGGUGUUAUUGAGAGAUGGGAGCUCAUACAAGCUCAGGACCUAAGAAAUAAACUUAGAAUGAAACAGAAUUUGCAGCAAUGGCAACAACUGAACUCUGAUCUCAGUGAUAUUACUGCUUGGCUGGAUAAAACUGAAGAAGAGCUGGAAGAAUUACAGAAAGCAAAGCCUGCAACCAAUAUGCCUACAAUGGAACAAAGAGUAAAGAAACUGAAAGACAUGCUUAAAGCCUUUGAUAACUACAAGGCUUUAGUGUUCUCCGUUAAUCAGAGCAGCAAAGACUUCCAGCAAACAGAUAGCACUGAAUCCAAAGAGCUUCAAAACAGACUUCGACAAGUGAAUUUGCGCUGGGAGAAAGUAUCUCAUUUAAUGGACAACUGGAGAAGGGGUUUACAACAAACCCUAAUGCAGUGCCAGGAUUUCCAUGAACUGAAUCAGAAACUACUCUUGGGACUAGCAAGUGCUGAAAGUCGAAGACAUAAUGCACAAUUCACUGAUCCAAAUGCUGACCCCCAUACAAUACUGGAGUGCCAAAAAGAAUUAAUGCAACUGGAGAAAGAGCUGUUGGAACAACAGCUUCAAGUAAACGCUCUACAGGAAAUCUCCACCUACCUUCUGGUUAAAUCAGAUGGGGAAGAUUAUAUUGAAGCUGAUGAGAAAAUACAUGUAAUUGGAAAGAAACUGAAACAGCUUCUUGAACAGGUUUCACAUGACUUAAAAACUUCACAAGGAAACGUGGACAUCAGUGCAUUUCUGACAGCAGCAGAUGACUUGGAUUCUGGAGGUUAUCAUCCACUAGUAGCAAAAUCCAGCCUACAGGAAACGGUUGGCGUAAGGAGAACUUCAGAAGGCAAGAGCAACAGUGUCAGAAUGGAAAACCAGCCUGAAACCACUCAAGCAAUUUCCAGCCCCCAAUCCUUCUUUUAUCGUGUAUUAAGAGCAGCUUUACCCCUGCAGUUCCUCUUCCUUUUGCUUCUGCUUCUGGCCUGCAUGAUCCCAUCCUCAGAGGAAGACUACAGCUGCACCCAAGUGAACAACUUUGCCCGCUCUUUCUAUCCCAUGCUGAGAUAUACCAAUGGACCUCCACCAACCUAGAAAGUGUCCCAUCACUCUACAAUAUACCAAAACACGUUGUCUCACGGGUGCUUAUUUUCAUGCUGCUUCUAUCAAACCGUGCAUUC
Molecule: messenger RNA, 20909 nt
Organism: Emys orbicularis (European pond turtle)
Lineage: Eukaryota; Metazoa; Chordata; Testudines; Emydidae
Gene: SYNE2
Product: spectrin repeat containing nuclear envelope protein 2
Exons: 115
Coding region: 1-20823 (6940 amino acids)
Biological process (GO): cytoskeleton organization; nuclear migration; nucleus organization
Cellular component (GO): membrane; nuclear envelope; perinuclear region of cytoplasm
Molecular function (GO): kinesin binding
Source: RefSeq, a predicted model, not a curated record